Messenger RNA from Balaenoptera musculus (blue whale), 471 nucleotides. It is a transcript of the gene AARD, whose product is annotated as alanine and arginine rich domain containing protein. Lineage: Eukaryota; Metazoa; Chordata; Mammalia; Artiodactyla; Balaenopteridae. The transcript has 2 exons. The record is from RefSeq and is a predicted model, not a curated record. The coding region runs from base 1 to 471 and encodes 156 amino acids.
AUGUCCCUGGGGGGCUCCAGCCGCCGCAGAGAGGGAACUUCCCGGGGGCCCCACGGCAUCCUCGUUGGCGCCGGGCUCAGGCCCUCAACCCUGCCUCCCUCACGAGGCUUCCCCGGAGGCGGCGAGAGCGCGGCCGGCCCGGAGGAGGCCCCAGCCGCCAGCCCGCUGCUGGAAGACCUCAGGCGGCGGGUGGCGCGCGCCUUCCAGCGGGCGGUGCCGCGCGGCGGCUCGAGGCGCUCGCGGGAGGAGGAGGCGGCGGAGGCGGCGCGGGAGGAGCAGAGCCGAGCGCGCGUCGAGAGCGCCCUGGCCGGGCUGCGCGCCGAGCUGCUGGAAAUGCGUUUCCGAAAUUGCCAGCUGGCCAGAACUUUGCUGGAUUUAAACACGAAAAUGCAGCAAUUGAAAAAGGAGUAUGAACUGGAAAUUGCAUCAGAAUUGCAAAGCUCGGAAGAUAAUGUCGUGAAUAUGGAAUGA